AUGAUCAAGAUGUUCAGGCUUGCGAGAAGUAGGCCUUUUGCGGCGGCUUUGAAGAGUAUUCGGGUUGGCUUCUCUUUUUUUUUUUUUUUGGUUGUGAGGGGUUUUGAGGGUCGUUUUGAGGGAAGCUGACGAUCAUGGAAAAUAUGGUAGAGUUCGCAGGUUAAGAAUGGAAUUUCGCAGAAACGACAGCUGUCGAUUCAUGAAUAUCUUUCCGCGGAUUUACUGAAGUCGGUAUGGGAUUGUUUCUUCCUUUCUAUUGUGCCGAUACUGGGGGGUCAAGUGAGUUUGUUGAUUGAUUGAUGGGUGGAUGGGUUGGGGGGUGGUUUAGUAUGGUGUCGGAGUUCCUAGAGGAGCGUUCGCGAAGACUGCAGAGGAAGCGGAGGCUGUGGCUAAGGAUAUUGGUAUGUUGUUGGGAUCAGAUUGGGGGGAUUGAGCGAAGGAGAAUAAAGGAGAAGAGCUAAUGAUAUGUGAUUGGAAUUUUUUACAGGUGGAGAGGACAUGGUUAUCAAAGCACAGGUCCUCGCCGGUGGUCGUGGAAAAGGCACAUUCGAUAACGGACUCAAGGGUGGUGUGCGUGUGAUUUACUCGUAUGCAGUUUCUCUUGAUAUUUAUAGUAUGAGAGCUCAAUGAUAGCUGAUGAUGUUCGAUCUAGACCUACUGAAGCUAAAAUGUUUGCCAGCAAAAUGAUUGGCCACAAGCUGAUCACAAAGCAGACGGGCCCAGGGGGGAAGCUCUGUACUGGAGUCUACAUCUGCGAGCGUAAAUUUGCGCGCCGAGAAUUCUAUCUGGCGAUCCUGAUGGACCGGGCCACGCAAGGUCCCAUCAUCGUCUCGUCUUCCCAGGGCGGUAUGGAUAUCGAAGGUGUAGCCAAGGAGAACCCGGACUCUAUCGUUACAACCCCCAUCGAUAUCCACAAAGGCGUCACUGAUGAAGUUGCUACCAAAGUUGCCACCAUCCUGGGCUUCUCGGAGCAGUGCAUCCCCGAGGCUACACAAACUAUCAAGAAUCUGUACAAGGUGUUUGUGGAGAAGGAUGCUACGCAGAUUGAGAUCAAUCCACUUAGUGAGACGAGUGACCAUAAAGUUUUGGCUAUGGAUGCUAAGCUGGGAUUCGACGACAAUGCGGACUUCAGGCAGGAGGAGAUUUUCUCGUGGAGGGAUAAGACCCAGGAGGACCCGGAUGAGGUCAAGGCUGCUGAGUAUGUUCUUGCCGUUCUAGAGAUGUGGGAAGUUUGGGGGCUGAUGGGUGGGGCGGCAGGCAUGGCUUGAACUUCAUUAAGCUUGACGGUGAUAUCGGAUGCUUGGUUAAUGGCGCUGGUUUGGCUAUGGCUACUAUGGAUAUUAUCAAGCUUAACGGCGGUCAGCCGGCCAACUUCUUGGACUGCGGCGGUGGAGCUACUGCACAGGCCAUUGAGCAGGCUUUCCAGAUUAUCACUAAUGACCCUAAGGUCACUGCCAUCUUUGUCAACAUCUUUGGUGGCAUCGUCCGCUGCGACGCUAUUGCCAAGGGAUUGAUUGCUACUGUCGAGAACAUGAGCCUCAGAAUUCCUAUCGUCGCUAGGCUCCAGGGAACCAACAUGCAAGAAGCACAGAAACUGGUGAGCCCCUUUCAUGACUCUCUCGACUCCCGGAAAUUAUUAACAGGGAUAAUUCUCCAGAUCAACGAGUCAGGUCUCAAGAUAUUUUCCUUUGAGGAUCUGCAAGACGCUGCUGAGAAGGCCGUUCAGUUCUCAAAGUUUGUCAAGAUGGCUCGCGAUAUCGAUGUCGGCGUUGAAUUCACCCUUGGGAUUUAG
Messenger RNA from Tuber aestivum (summer truffle), 1792 nucleotides. The record is from the annotation of a GenBank genome assembly. NCBI's taxonomy places the organism in Eukaryota, Fungi, Ascomycota, Pezizomycetes, Pezizales, Tuberaceae.